Messenger RNA from Pseudocercospora fijiensis CIRAD86, 582 nucleotides. RefSeq lists its product as uncharacterized. NCBI's taxonomy places the organism in Eukaryota, Fungi, Ascomycota, Dothideomycetes, Mycosphaerellales, Mycosphaerellaceae. The record is from RefSeq and is a predicted model, not a curated record. The transcript has 2 exons. Gene Ontology annotation, biological process: glutathione catabolic process. The annotation marks the transcript as partial. Gene Ontology annotation, cellular component: cytoplasm. Gene Ontology annotation, molecular function: gamma-glutamylcyclotransferase activity; glutathione specific gamma-glutamylcyclotransferase activity.
GCAGAUCUAAGGUUGCCUGGUUACAUAGAAGGCUAUGUUCGGCGCUUCUGGCAGGCGAGUGAGGACCACCGCGGGACCCCAGAAGCACCAGGCCGUGUGUGCACUCUUAUCGAUCGCCAACUCUGGGAAACGUUGACCGACGAGCAUCCUUCAGCUCCUCCAAGAGUUUGGGGAGCAGCUUAUCGAAUCCCCAAGGACAAAGUGCCCGCAGUCACGGAGUAUAUGAACAUCCGCGAGAUCAAUGGCUAUAGUAUACAGUAUGCGCCAUUCAAACGACCCGAAGAUAUGUCAGCGACCUACCAGGAGGUCCACGUUCCCGAGAACGUCAAUCUCAAUGGAAGCACGAUCCGAUGCCUGGUCUAUAUUGGGCUCCCCGACAAUCCUCAAUUUCUUGGUCCACAGGAUCCGCAAGCCCUGGCUGAACAUAUCGUGAAGUCGAGAGGGCCAAGUGGUGAGAACAAGGACUACCUGUACGAGCUUGAGGCGGCUCUGAACGGAUUGAGUCCGGAGAGUGAGGAUGAGCACAUCCGUGAUCUGGCGAGAAGAUGCAGAGAAAUCGAGGCAAGACAGCAGGCGAAGUGA